AUGAUGGGAGAUGACCAAGGGAUGUUAAACCUGAUAAAUCAGGGGAUGGAAGCAGUGGCGACUUUAAGAAAGUAUAAGGGCGAUUCAGAAGAUAAAAUUCGACAUUUGGAGAGUCUGAGUAAUCCCAGGUGCCUUCCAUUCGAGGAGGUAGAAGAUGCUGAGCACCAAUCAUUUUGCGAAUAUACAUGA
Molecule: messenger RNA, 189 nt
Organism: Loa loa (African eye worm)
Lineage: Eukaryota; Metazoa; Nematoda; Chromadorea; Rhabditida; Onchocercidae
Exons: 2
Coding region: 1-189 (62 amino acids)
Source: RefSeq, a predicted model, not a curated record